UAGCACGCAAGCAUUUAACUGACUGUGAGAGGUAGGAGUUUAGCAGAGAGGAAGUUGAAGAGGGAAAUUGUGAAAGAAAAACCCUAGAAGACAAAUUAGCUCUGCUCGAAGAGAAAUCAAGAUGGCAAAUAAUCCCUCGCAGCUCCUCCCAUCAGAGCUAAUUGAUAGGUGCAUCGGGUCGAAAAUAUGGGUGAUAAUGAAAGGAGACAAGGAACUGGUGGGCACUCUUAGGGGCUUCGAUGUUUACGUCAACAUGGUGCUCGAAGACGUCACUGAAUAUGAAAUUACUUCAGAAGGGCGACGGAUUACGAAACUUGACCAGAUUUUGCUCAACGGGAACAACAUUGCCAUUCUGGUGCCUGGAGGCUCCCCAGAUCCGGAAUGAAAAGGUGGCUUUUCAUGAUUUGUGUGGAUUCUAACCAUCAUGAAGGCUAGAUUUUAUUACUCUAGCCCAUAAUGCUUGUGAUUUUCUGUCAAUGUUAAUCAAAAUGACGACAUCAAUCUUCCGUCUUACAAAGUAUUUUUCACGAAGUUCCUUUUGAUGGUUAUUGAAAUUGGUUUACAGCACAGUUAACAAUAGUCAUCAGUCUCCCUUUGCUGCUGAAAUUGACAAUGUUGACUCUAAUGCCUGUAAGAAGCUCACAAUUCUUCAUAGAUAUACAUGUGAAAAUAUGAGGGCAUUUGACAUA
This is a messenger RNA of Sesamum indicum (sesame), 689 nucleotides long. It is a transcript of the gene SAD1, whose product is annotated as Small nuclear ribonucleoprotein family protein. The record is from RefSeq and is a predicted model, not a curated record. Gene Ontology annotation, cellular component: U4/U6 x U5 tri-snRNP complex; U6 snRNP; Lsm1-7-Pat1 complex. Gene Ontology annotation, biological process: mRNA splicing, via spliceosome. Gene Ontology annotation, molecular function: RNA binding. Lineage: Eukaryota; Viridiplantae; Streptophyta; Magnoliopsida; Lamiales; Pedaliaceae.